This is a messenger RNA of Chironomus riparius, 1715 nucleotides long. The record is from the annotation of a GenBank genome assembly. NCBI's taxonomy places the organism in Eukaryota, Metazoa, Arthropoda, Insecta, Diptera, Chironomidae.
UUUACAUUCAAAGAAAUCACAUAAAUCUGCACAAUUUAUUAAUUAUAGGCAAAGCUAAGUCAGAAAAAGCAUAUCGAAUGACUAAGACAGUAAAUAUAGCAAUCGUAAAUACCUAGAAAAUGGUGCAGAAUAAGGAGAUUAAAAAGCAAACGCUCAAAGUUGUGAAAAAUGGAGAUGCACACGAAGAAACGCUAUUAUUAAAUGGAAAAUUGAAUGAAAAUGAGGAACAUUCAGAGAGCGAGGAUGACUAUAUGGAGCAUCUUUUGGUUGUGCCAUCGUUAGAUAAAAAUGUUGCGAAUAGAAAUAUGAAUUUAGUAUCAGAAUCUCUAUUAGGAUUUUAUUCAGCAAUAGAAAAUAGGAAAGAAUAUCCUAAAAUUAAACAGGAAUUGAUGGGAGAUUUAGUGUCAAUAAAGAGUGAAAAGGUAGAAAAACGAAUUGUAGAGGAUAAAAUAAUUAACAAUGACGAUCUUCAGCUAAACAUAGAAGAAAUAGAUAUUAAAUUGGACAAUGAAGAUCAGAAAAUCGAGGUCAGCAAAGAAGAAAUAUAUGCCGUACGAAAAAUUUCAAUCACCUUCCAUAAAGCUAGAUUCGUUCCCGAAAAUCCUCCACAAAUGUUCGAUCAGUUCCUUAUAUGUCGACGAUGUACAAUCUUUUUUAAGUCAAGGAAGUUUCGUAAAAUGCACAAUGCUUUACAUCACCGAAAAAAGCGACCGACUGACAAUUUAAAUGCAUCAAAAGUGUCUACAGACAAUGAGCCAAAUAAGAUUAGGAAACGAAUCAGAAGUGGCGGAAAAGGCAAACUUUUAAUUUGUGAUUUAUGCUCAAAAACCUUUAAAAUUAAAGCUCUAAUAAGAUCGCACAUGAAUUGCCAUUCACUUGAGAAACCAUUAGCAUGUGAUCAAUGUUCAUAUACCGGUAAACGUAGUUAUGACCUUAAGAAACAUUAUUUCGUACAUCAUAAUCCAGAUAGGAUAAAGAAGAAGCGAACAAGACGAAGAAAGUGUGAUAAAUGCGAUGACAUUUUAGACAGUAAGAAAGCAUUCAAGUUACAUUUAAGACUGAAACACCGAGAGAAGGUGGUAAGGAAGCCAAGGAUCUUUAAGAGAUGUGAGAAGUGCCAAGAAGCAAUUUAUACUAAAAAAGGAUAUAAAAUUCAUAUGAAGGAGAAGCAUCGGGACUUUUUGUAUAUAAAAUGUGAAAAAUGCAAUCGUAGAUUCAAGACAAACUUUAGAUUGAAGAAGCAUAAAAGUCGGUAUGCCACUUUAGGACAAGAUUGCCGUACAAAAGCCCGAAAUAUUGGUGAAUUUAAUUGUGAGCACUGCAAAGCGAAAUUUGCCUUGAAAAGCUACUUAUCGCUGCAUAUGAAGAAGCAUGAAGCGUACACUUGUGAAACCUGUCAAUCCAUUUUUAAUUCUCAAUUUAGUCUAAAGUAUCAUGAAUUUUCUCAUCUCGAUACCGAGCCAAAAUGCUUAAAUUGUGCAAAAGUAUUCUCAUCGGAACAAAAAUUCUCGAAUCAUCUCAAACGAAAAGUAUGUGUAGCUCAUGAAGUAACCAAUGGACAUAUUGAAAAUGGAAUUUAGCAAUUCUAGAUAAAAUUUAACUAUAGGACUUUAAACAAUGAUACAGAUGGAAAAUUACUAAUUCUUUUGAUCACUGUAAAUUAUGAUAAAAAUAGGUUUUUUGACGAUUAAUAAAUUUUUUAAUUUUCACAAGAA